UUUAUGCUCAGCUCUAGAAAAUGGAUCAAAUUAAAAACUUUAUUAAACUAAGGUAACUAAAGUGUAAUUUACUCAUCGGCUUAAACGCUAUUUAAGAUGUACAAUAAGAAACAAAUAUUUUCCAAAACGCUAGAAUUUUUCUCCUUCUCUCUGUUCAUUCCCCCCAUCGAUAAUCACUGGCGCAAAUCGCCAAGGUUUGGCUUCAGAAAUCUCACCCUCUCUUAACUUUAUAAUUGGAUUUUUACAGUCGUAGGCUUCAAGCAUCAUUUGAGGUUUUUUAGGAGGAGUGGAAAUGUCAAAGUCUUGCAAGGGACUUGCAAUGGAACUGGUCAAGUGUCUCAGUGAGUCUGAUUGUAUUAAGAUUGAGAAUCGAUCAUAUAAAGAAUGUGCAGGAGAGAAGAGCCCUUCCAUACCAAGUGAGUGUGUGGGACUUAGGGAAACUUAUUUCAAUUGCAAGAGAGGCCAGGUUGACAUGAGAGCUAGAAUCCGAGGAAACAAGGGUUAUUAAGUUCAUGGGAAUGCUUGAAUGGACCCUUCCUGCAGGGUGGAACCUGGAUAAAGAAGAUGAUUGCUUUAGCUUUACCUUGCUCAUAG
Messenger RNA from Populus euphratica (Euphrates poplar), 594 nucleotides. RefSeq names its product cytochrome C oxidase assembly factor. Bases 293 to 508 code for a protein of 71 amino acids. The transcript is spliced from 4 exons. The record is from RefSeq and is a predicted model, not a curated record. Gene Ontology annotation, biological process: mitochondrial respiratory chain complex IV assembly. Gene Ontology annotation, cellular component: mitochondrion. Lineage: Eukaryota; Viridiplantae; Streptophyta; Magnoliopsida; Malpighiales; Salicaceae.